This is a messenger RNA of Elephantulus edwardii (Cape elephant shrew), 2292 nucleotides long. Its product is annotated as GON-4-like protein-like. Gene Ontology annotation, biological process: regulation of DNA-templated transcription. Lineage: Eukaryota; Metazoa; Chordata; Mammalia; Macroscelidea; Macroscelididae. Gene Ontology annotation, cellular component: nucleus. The coding region runs from base 16 to 2292 and encodes 758 amino acids. Gene Ontology annotation, molecular function: transcription coregulator activity. The transcript is spliced from 9 exons. The record is from RefSeq and is a predicted model, not a curated record.
GAAGUGAAUGAGCUGAUGGAAGAGCUGUUUGAAACUUUCCAAGAUGGGAUGGGAUUCUCCAAAGUGGAAGAUGACAGCCCGGAGGAGAAGGAUCGUGUGGUUGAGUCUCGGCCUAACUCUAAUACUCCUCAAGUCCUUCGGUUUGAAGAGCCAUUUCCCAAAUUGAUAAAUGAGCAGCAUCGUACAGUAAAAGAACUACUUGAGCAAUUGAAGAUGAAGAAAUCUUCAGGCAAACAUCAGCAGGAUGUAGAGCCUGUUAAGCCCAGGAGUCAAAAAGUUCCUAAGACUCUUAUUCUAGAUCUAGAACAGAGGAAGAGACUCCAACAGCAGAUGCAACAGCAUGUUCAACUCUUGACGCAAGUCCACCUUCUAGCCAGCUGCAACCCUAAUCUUAGUUCGGAGGCCAGUACCACAAGAGUGUUUCUUAAAGAAUUGGAAAUAUUUGCUCAAAACUCUGUUACCUUUCACCAUCAGUACAAACCCAAGUGUCAGACCUUGUUCCAACCGUGCAACCUGAUGGGAGCUGUGCAGCUCAUUGAAGACUUCAGUUCACAUUUCAGCAUUGACCAGAGCCUUUGUAAAGCUGUGAGAAAGCCUGCCUAUGAAUUUCCUUUUUUGCCUAAGCAAGUGGCUUGGAUCCUCGCAACAAGCAAGGUUUUCAUGUAUCCAGAGCUGCUUCCAUUAUGUUCCCUGCAGGCAAAGGAACCUGAGGAUAAGAGCUUCUUCACCAAGGCAGAGGACAAUUUGUUAGCUUUGGGACUGAAGCAUUUUGAAUGUACUGUGUUUCCUAAGCCUCUAAUCAGCAAGUACCUUCUAACCUGCAAGACUGUUCACCAGCUGACUGUGAGGAUCAAGAACCUAACCCUGAGGAAAGCUCCUGACAACAUCCUUAAAUUGUAUAAGAAGACCAAACAGCUCCCAGUCUUGGUAAAAUGCUGUGAAGAAAUCCAGCCACAUCAGUGGAAGCCACCAAUAGAGAGGGAAGAACACCGACUCCCAUUCUGGUUAAAGGCCAGUUUGCCGUCUAUCCAGAAGGAACUUCAAUCCAUCACUGAAGGGAUACGAAAUGUGUCUGGAACACCCGAGACCAAACCAGAUGAAGGCAGCUCAGAAUUAGGGAGUGAAGCUCGAUAUCCCCUGCUGUUGCCUAAGGGUGUAGUUCUUAAACUGAAGCCACCUGCCAAAUACUUCUCCCGGAAGGCUUGGAAGCAGAAGCAAUCCUCAGACCUUAAGCCCCUCCUUAUCCGACCCAGCCCUUCUCUCCAGCCUAGCUUCAACUCUGGGAGCUUGCCAUCCAGAUCAACUCAAUCAGAAAUCCCUCUGAGUAACAUGGUGGGUCAUAUUGCUCAUCCAGUCCAGAUAGUGCCAGCUGUCCAUACACUGGAAGUCAGAGGAGGCUAUGGUUCUAAGUCAUCUUUGGCACUGCCUGAAGUCAGAACCAGUUUCUUGAUUUCCUCAGCCCUUGAGCCCAAGGUGACAGUGCCUUCAUUUGCACCUUCCAAGUUUCCAAGGACAUAUGUGGAACUGAGACCCUCUAAGAGAAAGGGGGCUAAAAGCCCUCCCUGUCUGAAACCUGCCCCCUUCAUCCAACCCUCACCUGUCAUCUUCACUGUUCCAGCCACCACUGUGAAGGUUUUGAGCCUUAGUACUGGCUGUAAUAUGAUUCAGCCGGUCAAUGCACCAGUGGCCCAGAGUUCUCAGACCAUUCCUGUUGCUACCCUCUUGGUUAACCCUACUUCAUUUCCCUGUCCAUUAAACCAACCCCUUGUGGCUUCUUCCAUCCCACCUUUAAUUAGUUCUGGCAACUCUGUGAAUUUUCAUGUACCAUCUACUCUUGAAGAUAAGACUCAAGAAAAUCUGGAUGUUGCUUGUCCUUUACCCGAAGAGAAUGAAGCUUUUCAAAGCCGAGAACCCAAAUUGGAACCCCAGGAACUAUCCCCUCUCAGUAUUCCUAUCUUGCCCAAAGAGGAGCACAGUCCAGGGCCUCUACAAGCAGAUUGUGGGGACCAGGAAGAAUUGCCAGAGAAUCGUACCUAUCACUGGACUAUUGUGAAAACAGAAAGUGGGGACCAUGCACUAGAGGCCCUGCCUCAAGGUUUUCAGGAAUCUCUAAAUCCUCUCCCUAGGAAUAUAGAGGAAAUUAUCAAGGUAGAGCCUGCAGGCCCUGUGGCAGAAAUCUCCAGUGGAUCCCCUGAGCAAAGUAUUUGUGGUGUAAUUAAAGAGGAACCUUUCUGCCUCCCCUCUCCAGACCUGGAAAAGUUCCCUUCUUCAGUGGGCAGAUCGUGUUCCUAG